UUCAAAUGUUAAGAAUACCAAAUGGAAAUUAAAUGUAGGAAGAAUGUGCCAAUUGGUAUACAAAUUGAUGUUUACUGGGAAAACUCUAUUCCAGAAUAAGGUGAUUAGAGUUAGGGUGAUUAUCAGCAUAAUUUAUUGUGAUUAUCAACAUAAUGUUCUUAGAAAUUUCUCUAAUGUUUUAAAAUUAAAAGUUUGAUAUGCUGAUAUUUAAUUUUGUGUUCCUGAAAAAACAACAGAUAAGCAAUGGAACUUCAUCUGUGAUAGUCUCAAGGAAACGACCAUCUGAAGGAAACUACGAAAAGGAAAAAGACUUGUGUAUUAAAUAUUUUGACCAGUGGUCUGAAUCAGAUCAGGUUGAAUUUGUGGAACACCUUAUUUCACGAAUGUGUCACUAUCAGCAUGGACAUAUUAAUUCUUACUUAAAGCCCAUGUUGCAAAGGGAUUUCAUCACUGCUUUACCAGAACAAGGCUUAGAUCACAUAGCAGAGAACAUCUUAUCCUACCUUGAUGCCAGGUCGCUGUGUGCAGCAGAGUUGGUUUGUAAGGAAUGGCAGCGGGUUAUUUCAGAAGGCAUGCUAUGGAAGAAACUUAUUGAGAGAAUGGUACGAACUGAUCCACUCUGGAAGGGGCUGUCAGAAAGAAGGGGCUGGGAUCAGUACCUGUUUAAAAACAGACCUACAGAUGGCCCUCCUAAUUCAUUUUACAGGUCGCUGUACCCAAAGAUAAUACAAGAUAUAGAGGUAUGUUUUCGAAAACAUUGUUGUAAACUAUAUUGAGCCUGGAGCUGCAUUUUCACACAAUUUUAUUCUUACACCAUGUAUUUUUAAAUGAGUUUUUGUGGCAUAAGGAUUUUAGCUUUAAUAAAUCUUGGCAUCCUAGCUGCCUUGGUAAGGCUAUUCUGGUAGAAUGGGUUUUUUAAAGUUGUACGAAUCGGUGCUCAUGGAGUCAAUUUAAGAUUCCUAGCAAUGUGAGAUUAAGCAAGCACUAUAAAAAAAAGAAUUGAGAAAUACAGUACAGUUGAAAGGGUAAAUAAAUAUAGUAUAUGCAAAACUUACUGAGUUUCAAGAGAACAAGCUAUUGUAUGUUAUAUCAGUUUGAAGCCUUAUAUACCACAGCUGUCCACAAGGAACUGUUUUGCACAUGGUGGUUGCUCCAUUUAUUUUAAUGGAGGCAAAAGAUCUUUGUGUGCAUUCCUUUUUUCUCCUGUGUGGCUAUAGGAACAAUGUGUAUAUCUGUGUUUCUGUGGGCAGGAGAGGUAUGUGGAUCAGAGCACAUACGAACUGAACAAAAGAAGAAGCUUUAGUAUUUGCAGCUCUCUUUCUCCACUAUCACUACUUGGCUUUGCUAAAAACAAAUAAGUACAAAAAUAUUUGUUAAAAUAUUUUGAUCCUCACAUUUCUCUUUGGAGUUUUAUUUAGAAUACAGUAAUAUGACCACUUACAUUCCUUGUUCAAGCCUGACAAUCAGGCAAUGUACGCCUCAAAAUUUAAGAUAUGAGAAUUUCUGUUCUGCCUCAAAACUGUGUUUUUCUAGGGGUUAAAAUAUGGUAGAGCACAAAAAGGAGAGGAGUGCAAAGGAAGUGGAGCAUUGUUUUUUGCCUCUUGUCUGUCCUUCCCAAUAGUAAGAGUCAUGUGGGAAGUUAACAUGCAUGCUUCCAUCCUAGCAAACUAUUCCUCUUGGCUGUUUAUUCCAGCUGUUGGAAUACAGAAUUGGAAUACAGAAUUGCACUAAUGCAGUAUGCUGAUGAUUCACUGGAUAAUUCUGCCAGUAAUGUGUCAGUGUUGUACACCCCCAGGAUUGCAUAGGGAGAAUAUUUUCCCCCUAUACAGGGAGGGAGAAACUUUAAAACCUGCCUUUUCAUCAAAUACUUAGACUAUUUAAAAAGGGAAGAUUAUUUCAGAGGUAUUACUUUAGCAGCACCCAACUGGUAAGAUUGCUUCUCCUUUCUGGGGAGAAUGUUUUUUAAUCUUCCUGUGCUUGUAAAAAGAGCCUGGGUUCAGUUUCUAAAUAAAAGGAUGUUUGCUUGGUUUUUGGACAAUGAUUCCAGUUGAAUCAAAAAAAGUAUGGAAUUAUAUUAAUUUUCAAAGGUACAAUGUUGUAAGGUAUCUAGGAUCUGUAAUGAUCUCUGAUACCUUGUUUGUGCUCUUCUCUUCAAUUUUCUAGAGUCAUCAUUGAAAAAAAUAUAUAAAUAUAUCUUCUCCUAAGCUGCUUCAUCAACAUAACUAUUAUACUAAAUGACUUUUCAUCAUACUGAGGUCAUUUAGGUCAAUACCAUGGAUAUGCAGUGUUUCGUUUUCUCCCAUUAACUAUUAAGUGGCAUCUGACUCAGUCUUUCAAUGAAACUGAUUUUUUUAAGCAUCAUGGGAAGGUAGUUUAAAGCAGUGUAGAACUGAUCAUGGGACACACUGUGCUAGAUUGAAAGACGCGCAUGACAAAGGCUCAAGGAAGCAUUUGUUGGUCCCAUAGUGUUAUGUGGCAUACCACCUGUGAAUUUGAGGGGAGUUCAAGAGUGAUCUGUGCUAUGGUAAGGAAAUAUGCUGUUCAGAGGAAAAAGUUACUAAUUCUACUGGACCUGCCAUGUGGAAAUAUAGAAGCAAAGAUUAAGAAACAAAGCAAUCUGUUGGCAUCUUACAAGACACACUUACUCACCUAGUUCUCCUGUAACACUAGCACAUGGUUUAUUUGACCAAUGAGUUGGGGAACUCAGGAUUGUUGUGAUGUGUGAAUCCAGUCAUGUGAACAAAUCAUAGUAUGUUAACCACAAACAACCCAGGAAGAGAGUACAUGGUUUGUUGUUCAUUUUCAACUCUGGAUUGGUUAAACCUUAAGUUAUCAUCUGUGAACUCAGAGCCUUGAGUUAUUCCUAGGUUGUUUUUGUCAAGCUUCAAAAGUGGCAGGCACAAAUGAUUAAACAAAAAAAUAAAACAGAUCCUGGAACUGAGUGCUCUUAACAAGCUCAAUCCAAACAUUUGUAUAUUUUCCCCUGUGAAGAUUUGUAUUUUUAAAGUGCAAGAGCCCAGGUUUUUAGAAAAUUAUAAUUCCAGUAAAACAUCUAGUAAAUGUAGAAGGGUGUAAUUGUCAUGUGUGUGGAGGGGAGUUAAAAUUAUUCUCUUAGUGUGAGAUUUUAGUAAACUCCCCUGCAAUGCAAAAUUUGGUAAAAAUCCAUUGCAGUGGGAAGGUAUGAUUUGCACACAGUUCAACCAUAAGAAAUCGUGUGUUUGAUGUUCCCAUUACUACCAAUAGAAAAUUGACUGUGGAAAAUGUAACAUACUCAUCUUGUCUGAAGGAUACUUGUGUUUUAGAGCAUCACAUUUGUACAUAAGUAAUGCCUUUCUGGUUACAAGUUUUUGCAUUAAGGGACAACUUAGUGCAAAUAGUUUUUAUUAUAUCUAUUGAUGGUUUGGCAUUCUGUUUUUUACUAUUUGCAGCCUGCUCAGUCCCAGUGGUUUCAGUCAGAUCUCUAAGAACAAUAAGAGAAAAUAAACCAGACAUUUAAAAAUGCUGAAAACAACUUUACAUAU
Molecule: messenger RNA, 3521 nt
Organism: Varanus komodoensis (Komodo dragon)
Lineage: Eukaryota; Metazoa; Chordata; Lepidosauria; Squamata; Varanidae
Product: F-box/WD repeat-containing protein 11-like
Exons: 3
Coding region: 198-776 (192 amino acids)
Molecular function (GO): protein dimerization activity
Source: RefSeq, a predicted model, not a curated record